Messenger RNA from Cuscuta campestris, 1865 nucleotides. Lineage: Eukaryota; Viridiplantae; Streptophyta; Magnoliopsida; Solanales; Convolvulaceae. The record is from the annotation of a GenBank genome assembly.
GAAAGGCAAGAAGAUAAUGUGGGGGGUGGGUGGGCCACCAUAUGUUUGACUUUACCUCUUAUUUUGUCUGUCCUAACCACUGGCUCAUAAAAUCAAAAAGAAACAUCCACAAGACUGCUCGCAGUUGGCAAAGAUGGAGGCGGUUCACAACCUCUUACUUGCAGUUGGUUUCUUGGCAUCCAUCUUCUUCUGGGGAGUUUUGGAUUGGGUUUGGUUGAAACCCAAGAGAUUGGAGAGGAUCCUUAAACAGCAAGGCCUGAAGGGCAACCCUUACAGAGUCCUCUCAGGGGACAUGAAAGAUCUUGCCACCAUGAUAAGUGAUGCCACUUCUAAACCCAUGGAUCUCUCUGAUCAUUACAUAGCCCCAAGAAUCAUUCCCAUUUAUGUUCAUCUAAUCAACAAAUAUGGUAAGAAUUGCUAUGUGUGGAUGGGUCCAAGGCCUAUGGUGUUCAUCACAGAUCCUGAUUUGAUCAAGGAGGUUCUCAAUAAACAUCAUCUGUUUCAGAAGCCUCAAAGCAACCCACUGGGAAAGAAGUUGGUCCAAGGACUAGCCAGCCAUGAGAAAGAUCAAUGGGCAAAACACAGAAGGUUGAUCAAUCCUGCCUUCCAUACAGAGAAGCUCAAGCUAAUGCAACCAGCUUUCUUGCUAAGUUGUGGUGAAAUGGUAAAAAAAUGGGAAAGGAUUGUCUCGCAAAGACAGUCUUGCGAGCUUGACGUGUGGCCACACCUUCAAGACUUGACCUCCGACGUGAUCUCUCGGACAGCAUUUGGGAGCAGCUACGAAGAAGGAAAGAUGAUUUUUGAGCUCCAAAAAGAGCAAACCGUGCACUUUAUGAAAGUUGUGCGCCAAGUUUAUGUGCCCGGGUGGAGAUUUUUGCCAACUAAGACGAACAAAAGAAUGAAUUCCAUUGAGCAGGAAGUGAAAUCAUUGGUCCGGGAUAUUAUAGACAAGAGAAUGAAGGCAAUGAAGGACGGGAAUGCUAACAACGAAGAUUUGUUAGGCAUAUUAUUGGAAUCCAACAUGGAAGAAAUCAGAAAGCAGGGGAAAAAAGAGUUUGGGAUGAGCAUUGAAGAUGUCAUCGAGGAGUGCAAACUGUUCUAUUUUGCAGGACAGGAGACGACUUCUGUGUUGCUCGUCUGGACUAUGAUCCUUCUAAGCAGAUUUCCAGAUUGGCAAGAACGAGCUAGACAAGAGGUGCUGCAUGUUUUUGGCCGGGAUGAGGAGCCCGAUUUUGAAAGACUAAAUAACCUUAAAGUUGUGACAAUGAUUUUGUACGAGUCUCUAAGGCUAUACCCACCAGUAGCUGGUCUGGUAAGGAGGACGGUGGAGAAGACAAAACUAGGAGAUAUAGUUUUUCCUAAAGGGGUAAUGUUGUCACUACCAAUACUUUUGGUACAUCUUGAGAGUGAGAUAUGGGGUGAAGAUGCACAAAAGUUCAAGCCAGAAAGGUUCAGUGAAGGGAUAAUGGCCGCAACAAAAGGUAAAAAUGCCUUCUUUCCAUUCAGUGGGGGGCCUCGAAUAUGCAUUGGCCAAAACUUUGCUUUAGUGGAAGCUAAAAUGGCCAUGGCAAUGAUCCUACAACGCUUCUCGUUUCAUCUAUCUCCCUCUUACGCUCACGCUCCCAUUUCAAUAGUGACAACUCGACCUCAACAUGGCGCCCCCCUCAUCAUGAAAAAGCUCUAAUAUGUCACGUUUUUCUUCCACUGUGUAUGACUUCACGGUGUCAAGGACCUUUAAACACGGUUUCGCUAUGCAAAAUUGAUAAUAUCUAUACAUAAUUCUCUCGUACUGCUUCUCAAACUAAUAAUAAAGUGACAAUCUUGUAUUCUUGUUGUUUUACCACGCAUAAAUUGACAAUUAGAUA